AUGGAAAACCCGGUAAACUUGGGAACGAUGAUAGACUUGACAAGUUUUAGCGAUGGUAUUGUCCAAGGAACGAAUCCGUCCAUCAUGCAACGGCGUCCAUUAAACUUUAAUUCAAACUUGCAUGUACUUUUAAGCUAUGUCCAAGUUGUCAUCAUUCUCUCACUAGUAUCAUUUCUUGUCUGGUUCAUAAUCAAUUUCCAAGAGAUGAAUAAGAACAAAUCAUUUGGUUUGAUGGAGUUAAUGAUCCUUUUCUGGAUUAUACGUUCUAUUUGGAGUAUCCUAAACAGUACUUGGCUGUCGACGUUUUAUCGAGCUAAUAACGCGGAGCCCGUACAUUGUUUACGAGUUUCGGUCAUGCUUUCAAACGUUUCAGGAAUUGCUUGGUGUGUUGCUGCCAUUUUCAUUAUCUUUGUAAAUCCCUCUACAGAUAGAACAUCGUAUUCUUACUACAUCUGCAAAGUGUUGUUUUGGACCGCAAUUGUCUUAUACUUGCUUCCAAAAGUCGCCUAUAUUAUUCUUUGCGCACUUCUGCACCUUGUCCUGUACCUUAUGGUACGAUUCAAUCUGGAUGUUCGUGAUUUGCAGCCAAAAACUCCAAAUGAAAUUAUCGAAAAACUGCGAGUAGUUUCAUAUAAAGACGUUAAGGAGGAUAUUCUAGAAUCUGGUAUAAGUGGUAAUUCCAGUAGAUCCCAUAAAGCCGGCAGUUUCAAUGGGACAAUAGCUAUUGACUAUGAAAUUCCAACCUGUUCCAUAUGUAUUGUGGAGCUGUUACCAGAUGAUCUUAUUAUAAUCAUGCCCUGCGAUGGGAGGCAUUACUUUCACAAAGAAUGUAUAUAUUCUUGGUUGCUGCGUAGUCAAGAAUGCCCAAUUUGUCGUACCAAUGUAGUACAGUUUUUGGAGGCUGGAGAAGUAAACGGAAAUUAA
Messenger RNA from Babesia microti strain RI, 924 nucleotides. RefSeq names its product RING zinc finger protein, putative. The coding region runs from base 1 to 924 and encodes 307 amino acids. NCBI's taxonomy places the organism in Eukaryota, Apicomplexa, Aconoidasida, Piroplasmida, Babesiidae. The transcript has 3 exons. The record is from RefSeq and is a predicted model, not a curated record.